Molecule: messenger RNA, 1974 nt
Organism: Clupea harengus (Atlantic herring)
Lineage: Eukaryota; Metazoa; Chordata; Actinopteri; Clupeiformes; Clupeidae
Gene: serpina10a
Product: serpin peptidase inhibitor, clade A (alpha-1 antiproteinase, antitrypsin), member 10a
Biological process (GO): blood coagulation
Molecular function (GO): serine-type endopeptidase inhibitor activity
Source: RefSeq, a predicted model, not a curated record
CAUUGUGGUAUUGAAUUUUCGUGAAUACGGAUACAGGCCGAACUGUACGUAUCUAACGGUCUUCGCGUAGGUUGUUUAGACUCACCCUCAUCAAUGGUCAGACGCGUGAGGCGUAAAGGAUGAUGCUGCAUUUAUUGUAGACAAUCGGUUUACUGUCAGCGGAUCGCGCCUGGAACCCAUUGACUCUAUCAAGAACCCUGUCUCCCCAGCCUCCAUCAGCCUAAUCCCCAAACGGAUGUGGGUAAAUAUGGCUGCCCUCCACGUACUGCUGGGCACUCUACUCCUGGCUGUUAACUCAAUCGCCCAGGCACCUGGAGACGACACCGAACAGCUUGCCUUACGGAAUGCCGAAUUUGCCACCAGCCUGUACCGUAAAGUCGCCGGCUCCAACGACGGGAACGUGGUGGUGUCACCCCUGAGCCUGACUCUGGGUCUGGCUGCCCUGGCGGAGGGUGCAGGGGGCCAGACUCAGGAGCAGCUCCUGAGCACCCUCCAGCUCAGCCUGCUGCAGAAGCCCGACGCCCCCGACCGCAUCCCCCAGCUCCUGCAGUCUCUCCAGAAGGACGUGGAGAAGGAGCCCUCCGUCAGGUACGACCAGGGCUCAGCGCUGUUCGCUGCACAGCAGGUCUCCGUGGAGGCGACAUUCAAAGAGCGGGUGAAGGAGUACUUCCAGACGGAGGCGCAGAAUGUGGACUUCAGUAAAACACAGGCUGCCGCGAACACCAUAAAUGACCACUUCCGCAGCAAGACUGGGGACAAGAUCCGAGAAGCGGUGACGGACACCAUCGAUGCUAACACACAACUGAUGCUAGUCAGUGCUGUCUUCUUCAAAGGCCAGUUGGUGCUGCCUUUCAACGCCAGCUUGACCCAGCAGGAGCGCUUCUACAUCGACAAGUACCACAUCGCUCAGGUGCCCAUGAUGUUCCGUUCCGAUAAGUACCACCUGGCGUACGACCCUGCUCUCAAAGUGGGCAUUCUCAAGCUGGCAAGCGCAGGAGGGGUAGCCAUGCUCGUGAUUUUCCCCGACGAGGAUGUGGAUAUCACCUCCAUAGAUGACGAGCUCUAUGCCAAUACAUACCUGGAGUGGUUGAAGAGUUUGAAGAGAACGAAACUGGAGGUUCAGCUGCCACGCUUCUCUCUGCUGCAGUCUUACUCCCUGAAGACGGCCCUUCCCAGCAUGGGUAUUCCAGACGUCUUCCAGGGCAAUGCGGACCUGUCCAAACUCAGCAGUAGCCAGGGCCUGAAGCUGGACGAGGUUCUGCAGAAGACUGCCAUUGAGAUAGAUGAGACCGGGUCAGAGCCAGACUCGGCACCCCCCACUGACCCCUUCACCACCAACCUGCCCCCCCGACUCACCAUUAACAGACCCUUCCUGUUCCUGGUCUACCACGAGGCCACCAAGAACCUGCUCCAAAUCGGAAGAGUGGUCGACCCCACCAAAAACUAAACGCAUGAGAUGUCAACACACUGUCUUAACUGUAGUUAUAACAAAUACACAUACUGUAUUAAUCAAAAACCUGGUCUGUAACAUAUAACUUAUUAAGGAGCCUACAUCUUGAUCCUGUAUACAUAUUCUGUGUUAAACAAUAACCUGGGUUAUUUGUCUACUUUCUGGUAUUAGCCUGCUGCCUGUAGCUUUAUACAUGUAACAGAAACAGGCCUGUGUUAUUUGUUGCUACAUACUACACACAUCAUGUAAGGAUUCAUGUAAAAGUGUUGCAUUGUUGCGUUCUGCUCAGUAUGUGAAGUUUUGGGAUAGCUGUAUUGGAUUUAUUGAGGAAUGUGGUAUUUUUUAAAUACUGAGGUGAAAUUCCACAUUCAGGAAGUAUUCUUCUCAAGUAUUCGGUGACAAUGCACUGUUUAAUUAGCAUGAAUAAUGGGGUGCUUUAAUUUGUACCAUUGGGGGUGGCCACACAUAAGUGUGAUCUGCUGCUGGCUACAUCCACUGAGAGAAUAAAAAGUUGAAGGAACAAA